This is a messenger RNA of Stylonychia lemnae, 2421 nucleotides long. Lineage: Eukaryota; Ciliophora; Spirotrichea; Sporadotrichida; Oxytrichidae. The record is from the annotation of a GenBank genome assembly.
AUGACGACUGCUUAAAGUCUAAAUCAAUUACCCAACAAAGAAGCUAAAAGAUUAUCUGUUCGAACUUCAACAAAAGAUAAUGAGGAAGAGAAUCCUAUGGGCAUCAAGAAAUUACUAACUAGGCUUAAUACAAAAACAUCAAAUUAAAAACGGACAUCAAAUGUAAGCAUAAUGAAUCAAAAUUCCCAAAAUUAAGCUCAAUCCAAGCAGGACAAGGAUGAGCUGCUUGAAAUCCCAAGCAAGUAGGAUUAAAAAAGCUAAAAGGGUAACGAUAAAAAGAAAAAACGUAAGAUUUCACUCAGAAGAUAGAUCACUCUGGUUAAAUCAAAUACGAUCCUUAGCAAUGAGGAAUCUAAAGGAGUUCGGUAUUCUGUAAACAUUGAGUCUCCAGGGUUAGGUAGCAAUAAAAUUGUCUAGCGGGAUUCUUUGAAAGUUAUUAAAAAAGAUGUAUUAAAUAAGAAACAUAUGAGCACUGUGAUGCAAGUACAUGAGUUACCAUAAUUAGGAGGAAAAUCCAAACAGAAAUAAGUUUCGAACUUCUUUACUUCUCAAAAUGAAUAGAAGAUUGAUGAGGAAAAUUAGUCUAUUAUAUCUGAGGAUGAUGAUGAUGAAGAAUAUAUGAACUAGUUUGCAGACUUAGAUGAUCCCUUAAAAGAGUUAAUCGAUUCACUGGAAAUUAGAUUUUAAAGUAAAGGAGAAUAUAUGUUUAGGAAGGGUUAAAAAGCCGAUUAUGCAUAUGUAGUAUUAUAUGGAAAUGUCAUUUUCUUGUAAGUCAAGCAAUAAUCUUAUCUCAAAGGCUCAGAGCCUUAAAGUCCGCCUCCUGUAAAGAGCAGCAAUCCUGUAACAAAUACCAUGCAAAAUGCAUUAAAAAAAUAAGUUGCUGAUCAAAAGUAGAGGACUAUUGAACAAGAACUUACAUUUCCUAAAAGAACUAGAAUAGUUAAUGGUCCUUAUAUCAUGAUUGAAGAAGAGGAAAAAGUUUGGGAAGUAGCAGAAGGGGCAAUAAUUGGAGAAAUAGCUAUGAUGGAUCCAUUAAAAGCAACAAGAGCAUUAUCAGGUAUGAAUUUAAUCUGUUCAAUAAUGAUAGGAAUGGCCAAAACUGAUUGUGUAUUUUUACUACUCAAUCAUGAUGCUUUUGACAUAUUGGUUAAGGAAAAGCAAAAGAAAAUAAAUGAAGCAAUGACUUAAUUUUUAUUUGAAGCUGUUCCAAGAAUGAAGGAUUUAUUUUAAUUUAAGAAAGUGUAAAAAAAUGUGCACAAUGAACAACGAAAAAAGGAAAUUUUCAAAGAAGGAGAUGUGUCUGAUAAGAUUUUCAUUCUAAAAACAGGUCAGUGUGCACUAUAUAAAGUAAUAGAGUUCAAAGAUGAACUUGGAAUCACAAAGCAAAAGUAGGAAAAGCUCAUGAAUAUCGAACCAGGUGCUAUGUUUGGAGAGAAUGCAUUGUUUUUUAAUAAUAACAAUCAGUACUCAAUCAGGACUAUAACUCCAGCAACCUUUUUCACAAUUACUCAUGUAGAAUUUAAAAGAGAGUUCAAGAGACUAUAGCCAUCAUUAUGUGAAUUCUUCAAAUAGAGGAAUGAAUUCAUACAAGAGAGGGAAUAAUAUAUAAGAAAUGCUAGAAAACAUGAAAAGAAGAAUUUCAAUUCUAAGAUUGAGUAGGGUGACAUGAAUAUAUUCUUAUAAAAAGAUUUUAAAACACAAGUCAAUUUUGCUGAUAACUAAACUAAAAAGAAAUUAUAGGUAUUUUUCUUGAGAAAAGAGCUUUAGCAAUUAAAUAAAGCAAAAAAAGAGUUAGAUUUAGAAUAAGAGCUAACAAGAAACAGACUGAAUAUGACAAGAAAGAAAGGAUUAAGUUUGAAUAAUUGGACAUCAGACAAUGAAAUCUAUGAGAAAGUUAAAGUAAUGUAUUCUCCGCAGAAAGCUCUAAAAGAUGAAUUUGGCUAGAUUAGAAGCCAUGAAUUUUUCAAAACUUUACAUUUAAAGAGUUCUACUAGCAAGCAGACUUUUAUUGAGGGUAUUAAAACUGAUAUGCAGCAAUCGAUUUUGAGCAAAAAUGGAUAGUUUGAAACUCCAAGAGGAGUUGACCAGAACUAAUUAAACUUAAGAGAACUAAUGUAAAUGAAUAUAAAAAGAAAUAGAAACUCUAAUUUUAGUUUGUAUAAAGCAGUUAAAGGUGAAUGCAGAACAUAAUCAUAGGCAAGUCUCUAGAAUUAUACUUCAGGACUUUGUAAUAACAGAAUUUACAAAUCGAUCCACAUAGAAAGUUAAACUAAAAAUCCUAUUCCAAUAUUGAAAUCAUCAUAAUCAAUGGCCCAAUUAGUAGUGUCUCCAACUCUUUCAGAUUAAAAGGGAUCAUCAGAUAAAUUUUUUGAAAAAAGAAAGCAAAGACAAGGUUCAAAUUCUCAGCCAAGACUAUUUUGA